AUGAACUCAAUACAUCGCCAGUUUGGCAAGCUGGUGAGCAAGGGCGCGGGGGAUAAUGCGAAAGUCUCAGUUCUGCUCAGCGAUUAUGAGGAUGCUGAUAAAGCUCUCACGAAGAUUAUCGAAGCCUCGAAAGCCUGGAGAGAUGCGUGGGUUUCUAUCCUCACUAUUCAACUGGCGCUUGCGACUGGAUUCGAAGAAAUGUACAAUCCCAUUGUUGGGACGAGCGAUGUACACCGUGACAAUCCUGCCCUUACUCCGCAGGUACAACUCGAUCGGACAGCCAAAUUAAGGGAGGAAAUGGCAGAAUUGAAGACGGAUUUAAUGGAUGAAGUUAUCAUGAUGGACUCUCGUGUGAUAGGGCCAGCCACAGAUGCUAAGGAAUUCAUACAACCCAUACGGAAAACGAUCAAGAAACGGGAGAACAAGAGGCUGGAUUGGGAACGAUAUAUUGACAGAGUCAAUAAUGCAUCCAAAAAAACGAAAAGAAGCGAACGUGAGAACGCUGCUCUAGCGAAGGCAGAGCAGGAACUAGCGAAAGCAUCGGAUGCAUUUAAAGUUGCAGAUGAUCACCUUCGAGAGACCCUCCCCCCUAUAAUAUCCGCUACUUUCUCCCUCCUCCCGCACCUACUCAAUGUACAAAUCAUGAUCCAGAAUAGCCUUCUGGCUCAGUACUACACAACCCUCCACAGAUAUUCCGAAGCUAUGGGAUUUCAAUCACCCCCACCUCCUAUGGUCGAUGUUAUAGCAAUAUGGGAUGGCAAUUUCAAACCUGUGCAGCAGCAAGCAGAGAGCUUGACUUGUAUUGCCAAGGGCAAGGCUGUCCACCAACCCAUGUCGCCUGAGGAUGACCGUGGACGAAAGCCAUCUUCUAGCCUGAAUGUCCGCAGCGCUUUUCCAACCAGGCGUCCCUCCUCCCAAAACACAGCUAGCGACGCUGUCUCCCCCAACCCAGAGUCGCGCGUGAGGCGGAUCCCAUCUUCGAAUCCAAUUGCUGUCGCGAGCCCUCAUCUCUCGCCCUUGCCACAACCAACAUUGUCUUAUAACCCCAGUCACUCUUCCGCCUCUCGUCCCUCAUCUUCCUAUUCGGCGCACUCCUCGGCUGGGCCCACCGGGGAUUAUUUCCAGCGCGCCGCGAUCGCGAAGAAGAAACCGCCUCCCCCACCCCCCAAACGCAUUGGAUCAAACAACCUCGCCUUAUAUGCCGUAGCUCUAUAUUCAUUCGACGGCCAAGGACAAGGCGAUUUAAGUUUCAAGGAACAUGAUCGCAUCAGGGUUAUCAAGAAAACGGACAGCACGGAUGAUUGGUGGGAAGGCGAACUCAGGGGCGUCAAGGGAAGUUUCCCCGCCAAUUAUUGUAAGAUUACUUGA
Molecule: messenger RNA, 1368 nt
Organism: Amorphotheca resinae ATCC 22711
Lineage: Eukaryota; Fungi; Ascomycota; Leotiomycetes; Helotiales; Amorphothecaceae
Exons: 3
Coding region: 1-1368 (455 amino acids)
Biological process (GO): plasma membrane tubulation; actin cortical patch localization; endocytosis
Cellular component (GO): medial cortex; mating projection tip; Rvs161p-Rvs167p complex
Molecular function (GO): protein binding; lipid binding
Source: RefSeq, a predicted model, not a curated record